Messenger RNA from Colletotrichum destructivum, 5222 nucleotides. RefSeq names its product Putative signal transduction response regulator, receiver domain, histidine kinase/HSP90-like ATPase. The record is from RefSeq and is a predicted model, not a curated record. Gene Ontology annotation, biological process: phosphorelay signal transduction system; phosphorylation. The transcript is spliced from 3 exons. Gene Ontology annotation, molecular function: phosphorelay sensor kinase activity. NCBI's taxonomy places the organism in Eukaryota, Fungi, Ascomycota, Sordariomycetes, Glomerellales, Glomerellaceae. Bases 470 to 4048 code for a protein of 1192 amino acids.
CCCAUCCAUUCACCCUCCUCCGCUUCAACCGACACCAAAGACAAUCGAUCCCUCGUCCGUCGGCCAAACCCUUUCUCUUGUGACGAAUCUGCCGAUCGACUUUCUUGCUCCGUUUUACACGCUCUUUCGACUGGCGGCAGAUUUUGGCCGCUCCCUUCGACGGUCAACGCAACUGUCAAACUCGACGGAUAUCCAUCCCUGCUAUUGCUGUUGCGAGUGAAAAGGAAAACAAAAACAAACAAAAAAGUUAAAGGAUACGGGUCUCUGGGGGAAUCGUCGACACCACCUCGACACAACCGUCGACACCAUCCUUCUUUGUCAGGAAGCAGCACAAGACUAUCACUCGGCAAUUUUCCCACGCGCCAAACUUCACCGACAGUUCGCCGAACAACAAUUCCUGGGACAACGCCAUUGCAGACAAUGAAUAUCACCCCGACGCUACCAGACUCCCCAUUAUAGUCUGUUCACCAUGGGCGUCAGGAUCGCCAUUCGAGAACAGCUGGCCUUCCUCGUGGUCUUUGCUGUUCUCGUUGGUCUGAUGAUCCUGUCCGUCCCCGUCUGGAUCUACGUCAACCAGUUUGUCACUCAGGUCGAAGGACGCGAACUCGCCCUCACUGCAUCGCUCAAGGCAUCGCGUAUAUCUGCCGAGCUUGAGCUCGUCCAGACCAGCAUCGUUACCAUAUCCUCCCGAAUUCUAAUUCAGGACUCUUUGCUCAACUUCUACGAUGGAAACGAAACCGAUGAGAAUUGGGUUCAGGCCAAGAGUGAUCUCAACAGUGCCUUGAGUGUAGGCGCUCUCACGGGACUGCUACAAGGGAGAGUUUACUCGAGAAAUACCACUGGCAACGUUCACGGUUUGCUUAACGUCACCGGAGAAAGAAUCCCCGAAAUUCCAUUACCGUACAAUGGCCCCAGUGGACAGCAGGCCUUUCUAUCUGACACGCCCGAGGGCUACCCGCCCGCCCUCUACCCAAACAUCACCUACGAGGACCUUGGACGCCCGAACCAGUACAGGAACAAUACCAGGGCUUUCGCUGCCAAUGCUUUCGAAGGAGUUCGUAUCACGACCAAUGGCGGCUUGUUGCUCGGUCCUAUGAUAAUCAACGAGACGACCGCCCUCAUGUCGAUCACUGUUCCGAUCCGGUACAACGACCAGCAAGAGUUCAUCCUCGGAUACAUGACACUCGUCACCACGGCAAACUCUUUGAUCAGUAUUCGCAACUCUCGCGAAGGCUUGGGGGACACGGGGAUAGUGUUGCUCGUCGGGCCCACGCAGCAAUCCAACAGGUUUACCGCCGAAAAUGCCGCCAGCAAUGCCACGUAUCUGCCAAACAGGGACACGGCAGCCGAUGUGCCAGUGAAAUUCGUCCUCCCGCCUAACCCCCUGCCCGGUCAGCGCGACCGACACAGUGAGCGAAGCUUGGCGAGCAGUAACGCCGACGAGCCCUUUCCUAUGAAAGCUUACCCGGCGGUUUUCGACUCCUUCACCAAAAGAUUCCUUACACCCAACAACUCAAGCUCCAAGCUUGCAACAAGUAACGAACAGGGUCUUGCAGUCGCCGUGGGCUUCGCUAGAACCAACACCGCCCUCGUUAACUGGACUGUCGUGGUAGAACAAGCCAAAUCAGAGGCCGACGCGCCCAUCGACACGCUUCGUAACAUCAUCCUGGGAUGUGUGUUCGGCACUGCCGGUCUCGUCAUCCUACUCAUUUUCCCCUGUGCGCAUCUCAGUGUGAUGCCGAUCAGGAGACUCAAGACGGCGACGGAGAAGUCUGUUCAGCCCCCAGGCUACGAGGACGGGUACUACUCUGAAUAUGACGAAGGCGACGAGAUUCCCGGUUCGGGCGGAAUAUCAGCGCGGUCGCAACGGUCAAGGAAGGACGGCUUCAUUGCCGCCGUAUACAAGUUGGUCGGUUACAAGCCCAAGGAGAAGACAGCUUCCGAACACGACCGCGAUUCGACCCGUCGCAUCUUCAAGAUUCCUGGCAAGGUUGUGGAUCGGAAGCAUUUCAUUUCUGACGAACUCACCGAACUGACGGAAACAUUCAAUGCUAUGAGCGACGAACUGGUCAAGCAAUACACCUCACUGGACCAGAAAGUCUUGGAACGGACCAAAGAGCUCGAAAUCAGCAAGAAGGCAGCCGAAGCCGCCAACGAAAGCAAGACCCUCUUCAUUGCGAAUAUCUCUCACGAACUCAAGACGCCACUGAAUGGUAUCCUUGGAAUGUGCGCGGUUUGUAUGGAAGAAAACGACAUCCUGAGAAUAAAACAGUCCCUCAAAACCCUUUAUAAAUCGGGUGACUUGUUACUUCAUCUGCUUGAAGAUCUCCUUAGCUUUUCCAAGAACCAAAUCGGCCAACAACUCAAUCUGGAAGAGAAGGAGUUUCGCCUGGCCGACAUCAAGUCGCAGAUCCUUACCAUCUUUGACAAGCAGGUUAGAGAAGGCCGGAUCACCUUGACUGUCAACUUUCUCGGCUCCGAGACCAUUGAACUCAGCAGCAGCCCAGAGAGGACAAGCACAGACAAUAGGCUGCCUGCUCUUGGCCCACAGGGUACCGGGAGACUGAAGGAUAUGUGUCUCUGGGGCGACCAGCAUCGCAUUCUCCAAGUCAUCAUCAACCUGGUGAGCAACAGUGUCAAGUUCACGCCGGCAGGUGGCAGGGUAGACGUUCGCAUCAAGUGUAUCGGUGAGGUGGAGACUGUAUCGGCAAACGAGGGCAGCCGCUCCUCGUCGUUUUCCAAGGAGUCCAGACGUCACGGCAGGUCCCGGCACCGGCUCGGAUCCAACAGUUCAACCCAGUCAGUGAGCUCCAGGGGAGGCUCAACUUCCGAGCCCGUGAAGGGUACUGCACUGGUCAUCAACCCGAUGGAGCCUAAGUCGACUCCGCACAUCCGCGUCCGGGAACGGUCUCCCACGCCGCCACCUCCUGGAGCAAAGGCUUAUGUCUUCGAGUUCGAAGUUGAAGAUACCGGCCCGGGUAUUGAGGAGCACAUGCAGCAGAAGGUCUUUGAACCCUUUGUGCAAGGUGACCUUGGAUUGAGCAAGAAGUUCGGUGGAACGGGUCUGGGCCUGAGCAUCUGUCAUCAGCUCGCAACCCUUAUGGGAGGCUCAAUAUCCCUAAAGAGCACCGUCGGGGUCGGUACGACAUUCAAUAUGCAGAUCCCCUUGAAAUACGUCAAGGACAAGGCCUCUAGCACCGCCUCCAGCAGCAUCAAGUCUCGACCGCCAAGCGUCGAUACCAUUGAGGCAAUUGAAAGCCAACAUAACCCGAAACGUAAUUCCGGAGGAACACCCUCUAAACCGUCCAUCAAACCCGCAAGCGAGACCAACGCAAAGACUAUACUGGAUCAACAACCGAGGCUGGUCGGCCUCAGCCAACCCUUUUUCGCGUCCAAUCCGGCACGGAAGGCAAAACGGAGCACGAGGGAACAGAUGGCAGCCAUCGACCAGGCGAUGGCUACCAAGGACAACAAGGAGAUGAAGCUACGAGUGCUCGUUGCUGACGACAACUCGACAAACAUUGAAGUUGUCAGCAAGAUGCUGAAACUCGAGGACGUCUACGACGUCACCAUAGCCAAGGACGGUCAGGAAGCGUACGACCUCGUCAAGGCAAACAUGGACGACAACAAGGGUUUCGAUGUCAUCUUCAUGGACAUCCAGAUGCCGAACCUCGAUGGCCUGCAGUCGACAAAACUCAUCCGCAAGAUGGGUUACACGGCCCCCAUCGUAGCGUUGACAGCGUUCUCGGAAGAGAGCAACGUGAAGGAGUGUAUGGAGAGUGGUAUGGACGAGUUCCUCAGCAAGCCCAUCAGACGCCCUGCGCUCAAGCAAGUUCUUAAGAAAUUCGCCACGAUCCCAGAAGAGCCGGAAACGACGAGUUUAACCAGAAAGACGACACCAGAGCGAGCCACUCCUGAGAAACCAACACACGCCAAUGGCACUACAGCUCCGGAUUUGAACGAGAAGGGAGAUGCUAUUCACCCGACCGGAAACGGGAACGCAACCGCACCGGCAUCCGAGAAAAUCCUAUCAGAGAAGGGGUUCUGAUUGUCAUUUUGACGACUUGUCAGAAGCAAGCACGACACUGUCGUCAUUUGUGAUUCGCUACUCCUUUGUUGGCAUAGGAUUUCCCCCUUUCUUUCGUUUGGGAAGCGACAUACAAAAGUCGGCGUAAGGGCGUAUCAACCUUUUGAACAUCUUUUUCUGUUUUAUUCCGGGUUUUUUCUUCUUCUUUACUGUCUACUGUAUUUGUAAUAAGUCUAGCUAGUCUGGUAGCGUGCGUUGAUGUCGGCUUUCUCUCCUAAGAAACGAGCUUUUAGGAUAGGGCAGCAUUUACCUGUUCUUGGGAGCGAAAAAGGGCUGGGCUGGCAUAUCUGCGGCGAAGUGAGCAAUACGGCGGUCAAGACCGAAGUAGACGGAUAGCUCUCUCGUUUUUGCCUGAGGCUGGGCGGCGAGGGGUACGUGGUAUGCACAAAGCAGACCGCCUAUCUCUAACAUGGCAGGCAACGCGGAAUUUUUGUCCUAGAGAUAGAGACGAAAGCAGAAGAUCCGAGUAAACGAAGCAUGAGCGGGGUUGGAUUUUGGGGUUUCUCGUCAUAUCAGGCGGGCGGGUGAAGGCGUUCCGGGCGUACACGAAGAUAUCCGGAGACGCAUAAGAUUUCCCUCUCAGUGCCGAUUAUUCACACGAGAUCAGGACAGGGGAGGACUGCGAAUUUUGAACCCAGGCAUAGGGCAUGGGAUGACACGAGAGACUGGAUUGGUAAGGGACAGCCCUCUUCGUGAUAAGAAAGAGUGAGAGGGGGUUGGGGGGUGAGAGUUUGUGGACAUAUACCUCUAAUGUCGACUACCGAUGGCCCAUCUAUCUUGCUCCAUCCAUCCUCAUCGACUUUCUUCUGGCGUUUUGCUAUCUUUGCCGCGCCAACAUGUGCUUCCCGGCGGCGACUUUGACUCGCCUCGAUGGGUGACAUGCUGAAUGAAUACCUCAUCCUCGGGUCCACUCGAGGAGGACGGUGAAGGGGGAUAAGAAAGGAAUGGACCCGUGUAACUCCUUUCCUCUUGCUCUUUUCUAUUGUGGUUAUUGAGUACACAACUCCCAGGAACGACUUGGGAGAGAGUGACAGGGAGGGUCGCCUACAUUUACCCCUCAGCGCGCACAACGUCUCAGGCCCCCGAACCCCGCUUGUGCCGGGAACCCACAAGACGUCUCCGCAACUUGGCUCUC